Molecule: messenger RNA, 471 nt
Organism: Penaeus indicus
Lineage: Eukaryota; Metazoa; Arthropoda; Malacostraca; Decapoda; Penaeidae
Exons: 3
Coding region: 1-471 (156 amino acids)
Cellular component (GO): extracellular region
Molecular function (GO): chitin binding
Source: RefSeq, a predicted model, not a curated record
AUGAAGGCCCUGGCUCUUAUCUGCUUGUUCCUGGGUGUGGCUGUCGCCGUGCCCGGCCUCCGCCAGCGUCGAGACUCCAACUCGCUCUUCUUCGAACUUCCCGCCGACGCAGAUUUGGUUCUUGGCGGAAUCAACACGGGAUUCGAGUGCGGCGACCUGCCCUACGGAUACUACGCCGACCAGGCUAACAGCUGCGCCGUCUUCCACGUGUGUCUGCCCUACAUCGACAACGACCUCUACAUCACCCGCCACUUCUCCUUCAUGUGCGGCGAGGGCACCAUGUUCGACCAGGAGCGCCUCGUCUGCGACUUCCCCGAGAACUCCCUUCCCUGCUCCGAGGCCGCCGCCUUCAGGAGGUCCAACGAGUACUUCGGCCGCGAAAAUGUGAACUUCCUCGAAAAAUACAAGUACCACGACUCUCUUUUCAAUACCUACACCCUGAAGAACAAAAAAUAUGAAAAUGUGGAAUGA